UUACAGGGACUCAUGGAGCCAGAAUCUGGGGCCAAUGGAACAGCUGUUACUGAGUUCAUUCUGCUGGGCUUGGUGGAGACACUGAGGCUCCGACCACUUGUAGUUGUUCUCUUCCUCUUUGCCUACCUAAUUACAGUUGGGGGCAACCUCAGCAUCCUGGCUGCCAUCCUGGCGGAGCCCAAACUCCACACCCCCAUGUACUUCUUCCUGGGGAACCUGUCAGUGCUGGAUGUCGGGUGCAUCAGCGUCACUGUUCCCUCAAUGUUGGGCCGUCUCCUGUCCCACAAGCGCACAGUCCCCUACGGAGCCUGUCUCACUCAGCUCUUCUUCUUUCAUCAGUUGGCUGGUGUGGACUGCUUCCUGUUGACAGCCAUGGCAUAUGACCGGUUCCUGGCCAUCUGUCGGCCCCUCACCUACAGCACCCGCAUGAGCCAGACAGUCCAGAGGACGUUGGUGGCUGUGUCCUGGGCUUGUGCCUUCACCAAUGCACUGACCCACACCGUGGCCAUAUCCACCCUCAACUUCUGUGGUCCCAAUGUGAUCAACCACUUCUACUGUGACCUCCCACAGCUCUUCCAGCUCUCUUGCUCCAGCACCCAACUCAACGAGCUGCUGCUUUUUGGUCUGGGAAUCCUCAUGGCAGGUGCACCUGUAAUUCUCAUUGUCACCUCCUAUGUCCACGUGGCAGCUGCUGUCCUGCGAAUCCGCUCUGCUGAGGGCAGGAAGAAGGCCUUCUCCACGUGUGGCUCCCACCUCACCGUGGUGGGCAUCUUCUAUGGAACAGGCGUCUUCAACUACAUGAGACUGGGCUCAGUGGAGGCUUCAGACAAGGACAAGGGGAUUGGCAUCCUCAACACUGUCAUCAGUCCCAUGCUAAACCCACUCAUCUACAGCCUUAGGAACCCUGAUGUGCAGGGAGCCCUGCGGAGGGUGCUUAUAGGGAAGCGAGCACUAGCUUGA
This is a messenger RNA of Lepus europaeus (European hare), 960 nucleotides long. RefSeq names its product olfactory receptor 3A2-like. The transcript has a single exon. The record is from RefSeq and is a predicted model, not a curated record. Gene Ontology annotation, cellular component: membrane. Gene Ontology annotation, molecular function: G protein-coupled receptor activity; olfactory receptor activity. NCBI's taxonomy places the organism in Eukaryota, Metazoa, Chordata, Mammalia, Lagomorpha, Leporidae. The coding region runs from base 13 to 960 and encodes 315 amino acids. Gene Ontology annotation, biological process: G protein-coupled receptor signaling pathway.